Molecule: messenger RNA, 5656 nt
Organism: Enhydra lutris kenyoni (northern sea otter)
Lineage: Eukaryota; Metazoa; Chordata; Mammalia; Carnivora; Mustelidae
Product: centrosomal protein 164
Exons: 32
Coding region: 42-4442 (1466 amino acids)
Molecular function (GO): protein binding
Source: RefSeq, a predicted model, not a curated record
CCUCCCGGGGCGGGGGGCAGGUGUUUGAGCCCAAACCAGUCAUGGCCGGAAGACCCAUCCGCAUAGGAGACCAGCUGGUUCUAGAGGAAGAUUAUGAUGAGACCUACAUCCCCAGUGAGCAAGAGAUUCUCGAGUUCGCCAGAGAGAUUGGUAUCGACCCCGUCAAAGAGCCGGAACUGAUGUGGCUGGCGAGGGAGGGCAUUGUGGCCCCGCUGCCUGUGGAGUGGAAGCCCUGCCAGGACAUCACAGGUGAUAUUUACUAUUUCAACUUUGCCAAUGGGCAGUCCACGUGGGACCAUCCGUGUGACGAGCACUAUCGGAACUUGGUGAUCCAAGAGCGGGGGAAGCUAUCAGCUCCUGGAGCCAUUAAGAAGAAAGACAAGAAAAAGAAAAAGGAAAAGAAAGACAAGAAGGACAAAGAGAACCCCAAAAGUCCGCUGGCCCUGGGCUCCUCAUUAGCCCCAGUCCACGUCCCUCCCGGGGGCCUGGCUCCCUUGAGAGGCCUUGUGGAUGCCCCCGCCUCCGCUCUUCGUGGAUCGCAAAACCUGAGCUUGGGGAGCUCGGCAGAGUCUGGUCAGCUUGGAGAACUCACGCUGCCUUCACAGGGUCUCAAGACUUCUGCUUAUACGAAGGGUCUCUUGGGCUCCAUCCAUGAGGACAAGAAUGCUCUCAGCCUCUUGGCUUUAGGGGAGGAGACCAACGCAGAGGAUGAGGUGGAGAGCGACAACCAGAGUGUUCGCAGUUCAAGUGAGCUUUUUAAGAACCUGCACCUGGACAUUGGGGCGCUGGGGGGUGACUUUGAGUAUGAGGAGUCUCCGAGAACAAGCCAGCCAGAGGAGAGGAAGGACGCUUCUCUGUAUUCUGAUGCUUCUGGGCCCCCCACUCCUGGCAAGCUCGUCAGCCAGGGAGCAGACGGCAGUCUGAGCAGCGCUGAUGGCAGAGAGCAGCAGGGAAGAGGGGCGAGUGCUCGGCUCCCGGCAAAAGAAACGGAUGAGAAGAGUGAUCCUGGGAUGUCCAGGAUUGAGGUGGACCCUGGGGGUGGUCAGCCUGCCCAAGCCACCGAAAAGGAGGCAACAGAAGACUCAUUGGAUGCAGGAGAAGAGGGUUCCAGGCGGGGAGAGGCCCAGGUGGUGGAGGAGAAGGAGCCCAAGGAGCGGACUUCGGUCCCCAAAGAGAGCAGAUCAGACCGGAGCCAGGAUUCGGACAUUAGUGAACACGUGAAAGGGCUGCAGCUCUCGGACUCUGCCGCGUCUGACCCCAAGUCCUUCCCAGGCCUGGACUUUGGUUUUCACGGCCGGAUCUCGGAGCACCUGCUGGAUGUCAACGUGCUUUCCCCAGUCCUGGAUGGAGCCCACUGGGAGGCCCAGAGGUUGGGAAGAGAAGACAAGGAUGGCAGCCAGCCCAGCCAAGAUGAGCAGCGGAGCAAGCCGUCCAGAGGCUUGGAGAGGACUUACUCAGCUGCCCUGGCUGGUCUGACCAGGUUGUCUCCUCCAUUGGUGCCUGGGAGGUGGCACCAGAGUCCCCUUCACAGCCAGGCCACCGAAGAAGGGCCUCUGCAGGCCUCUGAGGGGCAGCUCAAACAGGAGCAGGCAGAGGAGCCUGGGGACUCUGUAGGCAGCCCCGUUCCUCCCGGUUCCCUGCAGAGGGAGGAGACCCCAAGCCCACCUGCCGCCCAUGAGAGAGCCAGGGAGCAGCGCUCCUGGGCCACGGAGCUGGGCCUUGGGCAGGAAGAGGCCAAGGAGCCCGAGGAGAAGGUGGCGGCCCACCCUGCCCCGCCAGUCUUCCCAGAGGCGCGAUCUGCGGAGCCUGCAGCUCCCCCAAAGCAGGCUUCACUGAAGGCCAUGGAAGAGGCUGUGGCCCAGGAACUGGAGCGAGACCAGAGGCGGCUCCUGGAAUCGAAGCAGGAGAAGAUGCAGCAGCUGCGGGAGAAGCUGUGGCAGGAGGAGGAGGAGGAGAUGCUCCAGCUGCAGCAGCAGAAAGAGAAGUCUCUCAGUUCCCUGAAGGAGCAGCUGCGGAAAGCCACCGAGGAGGAGGAGACUCAGAUGAGAGAGGAGGAGAGCCGGAGGCUGUCCCAGCUCCGGGCCCAGGUGCAGUCCAGCACCGAAGCAGACGAGGGCCGCAUCAGGGCCGAGCAGGAGGCUUCCCUGCAGAGGCUGAGAGAAGAGCUGGAGUCUGUCCAGAAGGCUGAGAGGGCCAGCUUGGAACGGCGGAGCAGACAGAUGCUGGAGCAGCUCAGGGAAGAGAUGGAGGCCUCGGAGAAGAGAGAGCAGGCUGCUCUGAAUGCCGAGAAGGAGGCGGCUUUGCGGCAGCUCAGGGAGCGGCUGGAGCAGGAGAGGAAAGACGCAGCGGCAGCGCUGGAGAGGGAGCACAGGGCCGAGCUGGAGCGGCUCUCUUCCUCGCUGGAGGCCAAGCACAGAGAGGUUGUCUCCAGCCUGCAGAGGAAGAUGGAGGAAGCCCAGCAGAAAGAGGUGGUCCAGGUGCAGGAGAGCCUCAGUUGGGCGGAGCAGAGGGCUCAGCAGAGGGCUCAGCACGUGCUCGAAUACGAGCAAGAGCUCAGCGGCCUCCUGCGAGAGAAGCGCCAGGAGGUGGAGAGGGAACACGAGAGGAAGAUGGACAGGAUGAAGGAGGAGCACCAGCAGGUGGUGGCUGAAGCCAGAGAGCAGUACGAGGCCGAGGAGAGGAAGCAGCGGGCGGAACUGCUGGGCCACCUGACCGGGGAGCUGGAGCGCCUGCGCAGGUCCCACGAGCGAGAACUGGAGGCUGUGAGGCAGAUGCAGGACAGGCAGCUUGAGGACUUGCGGCGUCGGCACCGGGAGCAGGAAAGGAAACUCCAGGAUUUAGAGGUGGAACUUGAAACCAGAACCAAAAAUGUCAAGGCCAAAUUGGCUCACCUGGGCCUCCAGGAGGAGACGGCCCGAAAGGAGCAGCAGCAGCUCCUUGACGCGCAGAGGCAGGCUGCGCUGGAGAGCGAGGAGGUCACAGCCAGCUACCAGCACUUGGAGGAGGCAAAGAAGGAGCACACGAACCUGCUGGAGUCCAACCGACAACUCCGAAGACUCCUGGAUGAGCUUCGGGCCCGCAGGGCGGAGCUGGAGUCCCAGGUGGAGGCGCUGCAGACCCAGAGUCGGAGGCUGCAGAAGCACAUCAGCGACCUGGAGGCUGAAGCUCAGAGGAAGCAGGACAUGUUGAAAGAGCUGGAAGCUAAGGAGAGCAGCACUGCCCCACGUUUUGAGCCAGACCUCCACAUUGAGGACCUGAGGAAGUCCCUUGGGACCAACCAGACCAAAGACGUACCCUCUUUUCUCUCCCAGAGCAAGGAGGAGACCGACUUGUCCUUGGACAGCGUCCGGCACUACCUCUCUGCCGAGGGAAUGGCUCUCCGCAGUGCCAAGGAGUUCCUGGUACGGCAGACGCGCUCCAUGCGGCGGCGGCAGUCGGCUCUGAAGGCCGCGCAGCAGCACUGGUGCCGGGAGCUGGCCCGUGCUCCGGAGGCCACCAAGGACCCCCUGGGCACCAAGGCCCUGGAGGACGCGCGCCAGGACCUGGAGGAGGAGACCAGGCACCUGGAUGAGAUGAAGUCAGCCAUGCGGAAGGGCCACGACCUGCUGAAGAAGAAGGAGGAGAAGCUGAAUCAGCUGGAGUCCUCUCUCCGGGAGGAGGCUUUAGAUGAGGACACUCGGCGCCAGACCCCCAAGAAGGGGGUGACAUUUGACCUCAGCGACACGGACGACGUGAGCAGUGCAAGCUCCGAAUCCUGCCCCCUGCCUCCCCAUGAGUGGCAGUGUCGGCAGGGGGAGGACCAUGUCAACCUGACUGCAAGUGCCACAUUGCCCUACAAGUUCCACUACCUGAGCAGCAGCCUUCAGCGGAUCAGCAGCCAGCUGAACGGCGUCCUCAGCAUGCUGGGUGGUCUCAACCUCCCACCGCCGCCGUUCUUCACCUCCACGCCAGUGCCUGCCCCGCCCCGGAACCCCAGUAGUACCCCUGUACCCGCCUGCCCCUCCCUGGCCCGGGUCUCGGCCUGGCCGCCGGUGGAGCCCACAACCACCCAGUGGGCCUGGGACGCCGGGCUGGGCCCCACGCUCUCCUCCUCCGUGGCUCAAUCAGUGGACGACUUCCUGCUGGAGAAGUGGCGCAAGUAUUUCCCAACUGGAGUACCGUUCCUCAGCAGUAGCCCCGCGCCCCUGGAGCACAGGCUGGGUUACGUGUCUGCCAGCGAGCAGCUGCGUCUCCUGCAGCGGGCCCAUUCCCAUGGCUCCAGCCUCCAGGUGGGCAGCACAGACUUCCAGAGCAUGAUGGAGGCUAACCGAAAGUGGCUAGAACAUUACAGGAAUGACCCCAAGUUUCAUCUCUUCUCUUCGGUGCCCAAGCCCGCAGCUACCUCAGGCCUUCUGCAUCUGGGCCUGGAUGAGAACAACGGACUGAGGGUGUAUCAUUACUAAGGCCCCGAGCCCCUCCCGCACCCCGACCAAGUGCCUGUGGAGCCGCCCGCGCUCUGGACCCAACACAGCAUUCUUCUGCCCUGUUUGCUGCCUGCCCCCUCGGAGGAACCGGGGGCUGCGCUGGAAACCAUGAGCCGCCCCCACCCCCUGAGACCGUGUACCGCAGGCUGAAGAGUGUGGCCUCCUGCGAGAUCCUGUCUGGACAAGGUGACACUGAUGGGGGGGGGGGGGGUGUCCGAGCCCGGGCACCUGCAGGAGGACAAGAACAAGGUAUUAGGAGUUGCCUUCCGAGGCCAAGGGCCUACGGGCUCUCUGUGCACGGGAUUCUGGCAGUUGUGGAUGUGUGGCCCUUAAUUCACCAGGACGAAGCCCCCAGCAUGUCUGGACCCUGGGCCCCAUCUCUGAUACCUCAGCCUCAGAGAGAUCAGACCAUUUUCUUUCUCUUUUUUGUAAGUCUCCUUUCUUGAGCACUCUGUCUCAGGAUUGGGCCCAGAGCCCUACCAGAGGUGGCUGGAAGUGGGCCCCCAGACGCUCUGCUGCCCCUCCUCCCUCCGCUAGCUCCUUGCUUUCCUCAGGGGUGCUCCUUCCCUUCCCUCGGGCUCCUCCCCGGAGUCCUCCCCCCACCUCACCCCCAGCUCAAGUCUCAGGUCACAAGCGCACGACUUACAAGAAGCCAACAAGCCAUAGGAGGGGUCUGGGGUGUCUCUGGGUCCGCAUCGUGGUUUUCUCUUUCUGGACCACCAUGGGGAGAGUUGUGGGUUCUUGUUUCUGUCCCCUGGCAGCCUCCUCCGGGCUGGGCCACACAGGGUCGCGCUCCCUUCAGUCCUGCUUCCCGUCAGAGGGCUCUCCUGGGGGCUGCCGUGGAUGUUCUCAGACAUCUGUCCCAUCGUUUAAAUAAAAUGCCCCCGUGUUUGUCUUGAAGGCUCUGGGGUUGCCCUUGCCUCUCCGCUGCACAGCCACCAAGUCUCUGCAAGCCUACCUCUCAUUUCUUUGUCUGAGAAACUUUUGACCCCCACCCCACGCCCACUUUUUAGGCAUCUACCAUAGAGAAAAAAUUCCGUUUCAUGAUUUGGCUCCUCCUGGGUGCUUUGGGGCUAGCGCCUGUGUUACAGCCAGCUCUGUGACAAGCCUGUGUUUUCUACAUCAAUUAAAUCCCUGCACGUCCAUUUGCCACAAGGCAGUCGUGUGAAUGUGUCUCCUUCUCUUUGAAGGCC